AUGGCAUUGAAUACGACGAGACUCCCAGGGCAGGGUCUUUGCCCAGCACCGUUCCUACAAGAAGAUCUCUUCCCUGGAGCGGGUGCUUUUGUCGAGGGAAGAUUCUGUUCAGCGAUCUUAGGACCUUCAUGCUGUUUGCCUUGUCCGCAGACACAAUGGCUAUACGCAGACAAUUUCGACGCCAUCACUCAUUCGGCAAGUUGGUUAAACGUUGCGGGAAUGGUUUGCUCUAUGUUCCUGAUUCUCUCCUUUGCUUUUCUUCCAGUCGAGAAAACCCAUCGCCAUUACCUCUCUGUUUGCUUAGCGGUAGCAAUUAUCAUCAUGCAGUUGGGGUUCAUUAUCCCAUUAGGAGCAAAGCCAGAACAAUGCUUUGACGCCAUUACUCCACACGACAUGGAUAGUAGUGCAACGUGCGCAGUUUCGGGUGCAAUGUUGCUUGCUGGAGGGUGGUGUGCUGUCAUGUGGAUUUUCCUCAGAGCUCUGGCACUCCAUCUUCAGAUCUGUUGGCAGAUAGUAAUUGGAAAGUCUUUCAUGUGGGGAGCACUUGCUGCAGGUUGGGGUAUUCCAGCCAUCGGUUUGACAUUAGCAUUGAUUUUCAGUGGAGUAUCGUUCCGAUUUGGAGAUACCUGCCAUAUCAAUCACAAGAACAGUCUGGCGGCAUUCUGGAUUCCUUUACUGGUUUUCGCAGCUGUCACCGUCAUCAUUCAAUUUGGGACAUUCGGAUACUGCAUCAAAGUCUACCUCGCUUCUCUUAGAGAUGACUCAACGACAACGAACAGCUCCGGCAUCAGGUCAUUCAACAACAGUGUUCGGGGAACCAUAUCGCCCCGACAGGCUCUCCGUCGAGUCCGUCGGGUCCUCGAACUUCAGUGGAGAGGAAUUGCAAUCGUACUGCUUAUCAUCGCGGACGUUGUCUUCUUCGCUGUCGUGUUUGUCUUCAUGGACGAUCUCGAGGCGAGCACACUCAAGAACCCAACCAAGGCUAUCGGGUGGUUGGGAUGUUUGGUUCAGACUGGGGGCGACAAGAACGCAUGUCUCAACCUCGCCAGCAAUCUGGUGAUCAACGAGCCGACAGUGAUGGCGGUUCUUGUAUUGCUAUCGCUGAACGGGAUCUGGUCUCUGCUUUUCCUCGGUCGCUUCUCAAUGUUUACUGGAUGGUAUGAGAUGGUGAUGGGUAAAGUGAAGCCCAAUCACGAGUUCGUCAGCGCAGAUGUUCGCGCUUUCAAAGACCCGAGCUCCUACGAGAUGCUUAGUCGAGACCGAGAUACUGGCAAGACGCCUGAAGCUUUGGUCUCGUAUCCUAUUACACCUUUAUCGCCUCCAGCGGCAAAGAGUGGGCGAGAGACACCAGACUACUUCGGACGAGAAGCCCGCUACAAACCUGACACCCGCUCUUUCUCAAACCCAAAACCGCCUACAGCAAAGGACGGUUUGGACAGAUCUCCCACUACAAGUCCUAGACCCUACCAGUAUCCCGGCAUGGACCCGUUAUCGAUGAAUAAGAUCUAA
Messenger RNA from Cadophora gregata, 1509 nucleotides. RefSeq lists its product as uncharacterized. Gene Ontology annotation, cellular component: membrane. Gene Ontology annotation, molecular function: G protein-coupled receptor activity. Bases 1 to 1509 code for a protein of 502 amino acids. Gene Ontology annotation, biological process: cell surface receptor signaling pathway; G protein-coupled receptor signaling pathway. NCBI's taxonomy places the organism in Eukaryota, Fungi, Ascomycota, Leotiomycetes, Helotiales, Ploettnerulaceae. The transcript is spliced from 4 exons. The record is from RefSeq and is a predicted model, not a curated record.